Sphaerulina musiva SO2202 is the source of this 1246-nucleotide messenger RNA. RefSeq names its product uricase. Gene Ontology annotation, biological process: purine nucleobase catabolic process; urate catabolic process. Bases 233 to 1144 code for a protein of 303 amino acids. Lineage: Eukaryota; Fungi; Ascomycota; Dothideomycetes; Mycosphaerellales; Mycosphaerellaceae. The transcript has a single exon. Gene Ontology annotation, cellular component: peroxisome. The record is from RefSeq and is a predicted model, not a curated record. Gene Ontology annotation, molecular function: urate oxidase activity.
UAAGCGUGUCACGGUCCAUUGCAUUUGAGUAUAUCAGCGGUAGGCCUGCUGUUCUUGACAAAUCUUCCUUCCCUUUGUCCUUCUCAUCGCUCUUCAUACCACCUUACUGUCCUACCGGUACCUACUGCUGCUAUCUCCAGAUUCAUCUAUUGCUCAACCAACAGCUAUAGCCAGCCAACCACCACCUCUAUCAUCACCGCAACAACACCACAAUAGCCUCAUACCAAUCACCAUGCCGUCCCUCACCCACGCCCGCUACGGCAAAGACAACAUCCGCCUCUACAAAACCGACCGCAACGCCAAUGGCACCCAAUCCGUCACUGAAAUGACCGUCUGCACCAUGCUCGAAGGCGACAUCGCGGCCUCGUGGACACACGCCGAUAACGCCAACAUCGUAGCAACCGACACCCAAAAGCAGACGACCUACAUCAUGGCCAAACUCCACCCGGUCAACCCCCCCGAACUCUUCGCCAGCAUCCUCGCCGAACACUUUCUCAAACAAUACUCCCACAUCACAUCCGCACACGUGUGGAUCACAGUCCACAAAUGGACUCGCAUGAACGUGGGCGGAAAGCCACACCCACAUUCCUUCGUCAGAGAUGGGGAAGAGAAGCGAACAGUCUACGCCAUUUUCGAUCGCAAGACAGGGGGAUCAAUCAAACUCCGCUCCGGCCUCGAAGGACUCCUCGUCCUCAAAUCCACCGGCUCCCAAUUCCACUCCUUCCAUCGAGACGAAUUCACCCGCCUCCCCGAAACCUGGGACCGCAUCCUCUCCACUUCCGUCGACGCGCACUGGAAUUGGAAAACCUACGCUUCCUUGGCAGAAGUUGCCAAAGACUCCCACAAGUUUGACACCGCAUUUCAGGAUGUACAGAAGAUCACUUUGGAGACAUUCGCCAAUGAGAACUCGCCGAGUGUACAGAACACCAUGUAUUUGAUGUCCGAGCAGAUUCUGGCUGCUGCGGAGGGUGUGGAUAGUGUCGAGUACAGUCUACCCAACAAGCAUUACUUUGAGAUCGAUAUGAGCUGGUACAAAGGAUUGAAGAACACGGGCAAGGAUGCAGAGGUUUAUGCCCCACAGAGUGAUCCAAACGGGUUGAUUGAGUGUGUUGUGACGAGGAAAGGAGCCAAGGCGAAGUUGUAGUUGAAUCGAGGUUGGCGUAUUUGGCAUAUUGGCGUAGAUUUUUUAGAAUUUUCGGAUGAGACAACAGCUUCAUCCCGUAGAACAAUCAAGAUACCCUUUUUU